Molecule: messenger RNA, 2288 nt
Organism: Fukomys damarensis (Damara mole-rat)
Lineage: Eukaryota; Metazoa; Chordata; Mammalia; Rodentia; Bathyergidae
Gene: Rnf13
Product: ring finger protein 13
Exons: 11
Coding region: 415-1560 (381 amino acids)
Biological process (GO): positive regulation of DNA-templated transcription; protein ubiquitination; ubiquitin-dependent protein catabolic process
Cellular component (GO): cytoplasm; nucleoplasm
Molecular function (GO): ubiquitin protein ligase activity
Source: RefSeq, a predicted model, not a curated record
GUGGGACUUCCGCUUUGACUUCGUGUUGUCCUCCUACCUCAGACUAGGGCUGUGGGGGUCGGUGCGGAUAUUCAAUCAUGAAGUCAGGCUAGGGUCUUCUCCCGCUGCACCGAGGCCGGCGAGCCUGUGUCUUGGGGCCCAGCCCUCCAGCUCAGAUUGCCGGCUGGGACGUGACCCUGCAGGGGCUCAGAUACCAGCUCCGUGCCCUCCUAAAGUCAGCACCUUUGCCAGGAGGUGAACUGGGUUGACCUGCAUUGAUGAAAGAACUCUGUCCCAGGGAGGGAGUGGGCAGACGCCAAACGAUGGUAUUCUAGAAGCAAUCACGCAACUUUGGGGGCAGCCACUGCAUGCUCUCUGGCUGCUUUUGGUGAAUUCCUCUAUUUCGUCCUAAUCUGGAGGUGACUUUCAGACAAGAUGCUGCUCUCCAUAGGGAUGCUUAUGCUGUCGGCCACACAAGUCUAUACCAUCUUGACUGUCCAGCUGUUUGCAUUCUUGAACUUACUGCCUGUAGAAGCAGACAUUUUAGCAUAUAAUUUUGAAAAUGCAUCUCAGACAUUUGAUGAUCUUCCAGCAAGAUUUGGUUAUAGACUUCCAGCUGAAGGUUUAAAGGGUUUUUUGAUUAAUUCAAAACCAGAGAAUGCUUGUGAACCCAUAGUACCUCCACCAGUAAAAGACAAUUCAUCUGGCACUUUCAUCGUGUUAAUUAGAAGACUUGAUUGUAAUUUUGAUAUAAAGGUUUUAAAUGCACAGAGAGCGGGAUACAAAGCAGCCAUUGUUCACAAUGUUGAUUCUGACGACCUCAUUAGCAUGGGAUCCAACGACAUUGAUGUGUUAAAGAAAAUUGACAUUCCAUCUGUCUUCAUUGGUGAAUCAUCAGCUAAUUCCCUGAAAGAUGAAUUCACAUAUGAAAAAGGGGGCCACGUUAUCUUAGUUCCAGACUUUAAUCUUCCUCUGGAAUACUAUCUAAUCCCCUUCCUCAUUAUAGUGGGCAUAUGUCUCAUCCUAAUAGUCAUUUUUAUGAUCACAAAGUUUGUCCAGGAUAGACAUAGAGCUAGAAGAAAUAGACUUGGUAAAGAUCAACUUAAGAAACUCCCUGUACAUAAAUUUAAGAAAGGAGAUGAGUAUGAUGUAUGUGCCAUUUGUUUGGAUGAAUAUGAAGAUGGAGACAAACUCAGAAUCCUUCCCUGUUCCCAUGCUUAUCACUGCAAGUGUGUAGACCCCUGGCUAACUAAAACCAAGAAAACCUGUCCAGUCUGCAAGCAGAAAGUUGUUCCUUCUCAAGGUGAUUCCGACUCUGACACAGACAGUAGUCAAGAAGAAAACGAAGUGUCAGAACACACCCCUUUGCUUAGACCUUUGGCCUCUGUCAGUGCCCAGUCGUUUGGGGCUUUGUCAGAGUCCCACUCACAUCAGAACGUGACAGAAUCUUCAGACUUUGAGGACGAUGACAAUGAAGAUACUGACAGCAGUGAGGCAGAAAAUGAAGUGAAUGAACACAGUGUUGUGGUCCAGUUGCAGCCCAAUGGUGAUCGGGACUGCAACAUAGCAAAUACCGUGUGACUUUCAGAAGGUGAUAGGUUCAUUUCCCUUUAAAACAUUUAUUUAGGUAUGUAAUUUGAUUUUUUUGCUCUUUUUAGAGAUUUCUGUAGAAAUACUUAUUUUUUAGUGUUCUAAUUUAAUCAAUUAUGAAAACAGGCUUUUAUCUGGUACUUAUCUUCAGGACUAUACUUUAUUUACUAAUAAGUAAUAACAGUCUGGUGCUGUAACUCAGGCAUCAAGGAUGAAAAUAGCCAAAACAUUUUUUUAAAAAAUCUCUAUAUAGCUCACGACUAAGACUUAGAUCAUCUUAUGCAAAUGUUUUGUUUCACACAUUAAAUCAGCGCCGCGGCCAUCUAGCAUGAGCAAAGGCCAAUGCUCAUACCUCCCUAAAAUCACCUAAGUAUGAGUUGGAAUUCAUUCUGAUGUUUUCCCAAGUUGCCUUCAUUGGUGAGAAGCAACAAGGUAUUUUACCAUUUCUCCUCCUAUCAGAACCGCAUAGAAAACUCAAAGCUGUCUUCAUUUCUCUUCCCAAGCCAACUUAUCAUGGUAUGUAGGAUCUGAAACUAGUACAGAUUACAAAAGGGUUUUACCCAAGCUGUCUUAUCCUGGUAAGAUCUGAAACUAGUACAGAUUUCAAAAGGGUUUUACUACUAUAGUGUUACAUAUGAAUAUGAUUCAACAGAUAAUGUCUUUGGACUUAUCAGAUUUCAGUAUCCUUAAGGGUUUUUGUGUUGUGAUCAAAGCAAAAA